Messenger RNA from Durusdinium trenchii, 1533 nucleotides. Lineage: Eukaryota; Dinophyceae; Suessiales; Symbiodiniaceae. The record is from the annotation of a GenBank genome assembly.
GCGAAGGCGACGUGGAUAGAAAUGGCCUCCAACCCUAAUAGCAUCUAAGAGCGAUGGCCUCCAACCUAGUAUAUAGCUUCUUGCUACUACUAUAAGUAAUGACCUCCAACCUAAUAGCGAUGGCCUCCCAAUGUUGAAAACCGGUUUCGGGCGGAUAGAAUUCAGCUCUUCAUGACGUCCACUGGCUCCAGCAAACUUCAAAGGCCUCGGAAUUUGCAUGGAUGCUUCCUCCACCCAGCGGGUUGCUGCUUUUCCAGCGAACUGGAAGCAAGCGCUUUGUGUUUUGCAAGGAUCACAACAGGUGCGUGAUUGGGAUUCUGCCAGUAGUAGCUGUGCGAAAGCCAAAGAGUGGGGCCUGGCCCUUGAGUUGCUGAAAGCGGUCUAUCAGCGAGCCACGCAGAGCUGCAGCACUCGCAACAUCCUGAUCUUAGCCUUUGAGAAAGGACAACAAUGGCCCAAGGCUUGCCAACUUCUCUCCAAAGAUGUCGACAUCAUCUCCUACAACACCAUCAUCUCUCACACCUCCCACAUCUCUCAUCCCUCCCAUCCUUUCCAUCCUUUCCACUGGUCUUGCUGCUUGCUCCUCCUCCAAAGCCUCCAGACGAAGCGUCUCCGUCCCACCCGCAUCACCCUCAACGCCGCCGCCCGCGCCGCUUCAGCGCGCUGGCGCGGGGCCCUGGAGCUGCUGACGCCGCUCCUGGGAAGCUCCGGCGCCUCGGUGGUCAGCUACGGCACGGCGGUGGCAAGCCUUCCGGCGGACCAGUGGAGGACGGCCAUUGGCUUGUUGCGUGACAUGGAGAAGCGGUCGAUGCAGAGCAAUGUGGUGGUUCACACAGCGGCCAUCAGCGUUUGUGAGAAGGCCGAGCAGUGGCAGGUUGCCUUGGUGCUUUUGGAGUCGACCCUGUGCUUGGCUGAGCAGGACCCAGCACUCCGCGAAUUUGAUCACCUACAGUUCUGCCAUCAGUGCUUGUGUGAGUGGCACGCAAUGGGAACGAGCUGUGCUUCUCCAUUCCGAGCUUCAACGGCGAGACCUCCAGCCCAACCAAGUGAGCCUCACAUCGCUCAUGCAAGCCUAUGUUCGAGGGCGUCGUUGGAUCGAAGCGAUGCAGUGUUUCAAGUCGAACUCCGACUGGGUGGCUCUCUCGGCCGCCAUGGAUGUGGCGGCCAAGACCCAGCGAUGGUCACAGGUCCUGGCACUCUGGAGAUCGUUUCACCAUAUGCGUGUGGGUCUGACACUGUGUGAUGUUGCCAUAGAUGCAUGCUCGGGCAGCACCCAGUGGAAAGAGGCCUUGGAGCUCUUUGGAGAGCUUGAAUCUAAGGCAAGUCGGAUGAGCCUCUUGUCAUAUUGCGCUGCAGUCGGUGCUUGUGAGAAGGCUGAUCCAACAGCAUCCAAUCUGGCGGCAAUUGUGCCAAAUCUCUCCGAAGCAUGCGGUCAAUACUUGCUGAGCCAGCGACGUGGGAGAAACAGACCUCUUUGGUUUCGGUCUUUACUUUCCAAACACUGCAGUGUUUCCCCAUACCUGGAUCUUCCAA